AACAUGGGAUAAGCAUAGGUGAUAAGUUAGCUUUUUGCUAACUCCACCAUGGACAAUGUUCCCAGUUUUUGUUCUCCUGUCUCUUCUGAAGAAAACGGAGCAGAAAACGGUGACAGCUCGUCGAAUGAAGAUGGAUUAAACGACGCUUUUGGCGACCUGGCUGCCCUCCCGGUCGAGGUGGGCGAGAGAAGACCGACGUGUUUACGGUGCCGUCGCCCUCAGAAGGUGUGUCUCUGCCCUUUUCUUCCAACACAACCCCUGGAGGUCUCCACAUGUCUGUACAUAGUGCAGCAUCCUGCAGAGGAGAGCAGAGUUCUUCGCACAGUGCCACUACUUGCUGCUUGUUUGCCACAAGGAAAAUGCAAUGUCAUAGUGGGAAGGAGAUUCAAUGAGGAAAAGCACCCGGAGCUGGCUGCGGUGUGUCGGGACAGCAGGACGCUGAUCCUGUACCCAGGUCCCAAAUCCCAGAACCUGGACGAGUUGGUACAACACCAGGAAGUAGGCACAGGGAAACACAAUGUGAUCAUUAUAGACGGCACCUGGAGCCAGGCCAAAAACAUGUUCCUAAAAAACAGCCUGUUUCACCUGCCUAAACAGGUGCAGCUCAAUAGGACUCUUUCCAGUCAGUAUGUGAUCCGCACACAACCCUCCAACAUCUGCCUGUCCACGCUGGAGUGUGCUGCUGUCUCGCUGUCCAUACUGGAGCAGAAUGACGACAUCCAAGAGGUUCUGCUGAGGCCCCUGAAGGCUCUGUGCUCCUUCCAGCUGCAGCACGGUGCUCAGGUUCACCAUAGCAAGGAGCAUUUACUAAAGAACGGCAUGUACGACAAACCCAUGCCCAAGAACAAACGCAAGAUAAAGAGGAUGGAGAAACUCGUCACUGACCACAAUGUCUGCCCAAGAUGAGGGAGAGACUGAGCAGAGAAGCUCGACUGAUGCUGCUCAGGACUGUUUCAUCAGAGCAGCAUCAGGGCGCACAUGUGGAAACCACUGGACCUUUUGAGACUUUUUUUGUGUUUAUUGCUGGCAAACUUAAUUUAUAUAUUUGUCAUUCAAUUUUAAAAAAUAACGACAGGUUAAAGUCGUAGUUUAAAUGUCCUGGUUUGACAAUAAAUCAGGUUUUAUUGUUUUAAAAAACAAUUUACAUUGUUCUUCCUAUCUUUUUAUAAACACUAUGGUGGUUUUGUUGUGAUUGAUCUGGAAGGGCUGAUGUUUUUUUUGCAAAAUCUUUACCCAGACAUGUUACAAAAUAAAAUUACAUUUUAAA
Molecule: messenger RNA, 1267 nt
Organism: Trematomus bernacchii (emerald rockcod)
Lineage: Eukaryota; Metazoa; Chordata; Actinopteri; Perciformes; Nototheniidae
Gene: dtwd2
Product: DTW domain containing 2
Exons: 6
Coding region: 49-906 (285 amino acids)
Source: RefSeq, a predicted model, not a curated record